AUGCCAAACUGUCAUGAGGAGUAUUCUAAAGGGUUGAUCUUAGACCAAUUUCGUAUUGAGGAUAGUGAGUCUGGUAGUGUUAAUGACAGUAAGACUUUGGUAGAUCUUGGGUCUAUGAGACUGGGGGAAGAUGAGAGGGAUGAAGCAUCAGAGGAUGAAGAAGAUAUGACUGGAAUUCAAGAAGAUGAAUCUUUGAGAACUGAUGAUGCAUCUAAAGGUAGUCAAUCCAUGGUUGGUGUUGAGGACCUGUUUGAAGAAGUAAAGGAUAGAUUUUAUGCGAAGUAUGAUGUUUUCAACCGAAAUGCCAAUAUUACUUCAGAAGAGAUUGGUGUGAUUGUUCCUUUCAAACAAUCAAUUGAGGAAUGUGUUUGUUUUGAGCCUAAGCCCGAUAGAUCUCUCUCUUCCCAGAAAAAGCGGUUACUGGAAAAAUCAUCUGAGAUAGUGGGGGGUUAUGGUUUGGGUUUGGGGUAUUCAGAGUUCGUUUUAAAUUCUGAAGUUGUCUUUGUUUUUGCAACUUGUCCUGCUAUCUACUCUGAUGAGUUAGAUCUCUGUAUCUCUAAGUCUUCUCCCAAUUUUGCGCAUGAUAAUCAUCAAGCUGUUUGA
Molecule: messenger RNA, 603 nt
Organism: Ilex paraguariensis (yerba mate)
Lineage: Eukaryota; Viridiplantae; Streptophyta; Magnoliopsida; Aquifoliales; Aquifoliaceae
Source: the annotation of a GenBank genome assembly